This is a messenger RNA of Puma concolor (puma), 962 nucleotides long. It is a transcript of the gene MTRES1, whose product is annotated as mitochondrial transcription rescue factor 1. The record is from RefSeq and is a predicted model, not a curated record. NCBI's taxonomy places the organism in Eukaryota, Metazoa, Chordata, Mammalia, Carnivora, Felidae. Gene Ontology annotation, cellular component: mitochondrion. Gene Ontology annotation, molecular function: RNA binding. Gene Ontology annotation, biological process: regulation of mitochondrial transcription.
UGCCCAGCCUGCGCUCCUGCCAGGACUCCGCGUGAGUCUGCCGCGUCCUGCCUGCCCCGGCCCGGCCAGCCUCAGGACGCCCCGUGGACCUGGGGGUUGCGGGGUCGUGGGCACUUGGCGCGCAGAGGCACGCCGCCUUCGGGCCCGGCCGCUACUGCUGGCUUCAAACGCAGACCCGGAGCUCGAGGACGCAGGUGUCCAGUUUCCUUUGACCUUGAGGACCCGGGAAGGUUCUAUGCGCCAUGGCUAUGACUAGUGUCAGAUUGCCUGCCAGCGUUUUGAGAAAGCCAGAUGCCUGGAUUGGACUCUGGGGAGCACUACAAGGGACACCUUCGUACAAACUCUGUGCUUCCUGGAAUCGAUACUUAUAUUUUUCUAGUACCAAGUUAAACACAUCAAAUUGUAAAACAUUUUUCCAUAACGUUUUCUCACGGAGACUCCCCAGGCUUUUCAUAUCCCCAGAAUAUAUUUUCCCAUUUUCCAUAAGACUCAAAAGUAAUAUCGGCUCUAAAAAAUCCACUGAAAAGACUCUGCAGAAAGCCGCAGCUGAAGAGGACUCUGAUGAGGAGAGCCACGGCGAGAUGAGUGAGCGGGAGGAGGAGCUGGAGGACGACCCUCGUGUGGUCAGAGACUAUAAAGACCUGGAGAAAGUAGUGCAGUCUUUUCGGUACGAUGUUAUCCUAAAGACGGGCCUAGAUGUUGGAAGAAACAAAGUGGAAGAUGCGUUCUACAAAGGCGAACUCAGGCUGAAUGGGGAAAAAUUAUGGAAGAAAAGCAGAACGGUGAAAGUGGGAGAUGCAUUGGAUCUUCUAAUUGGAGAGGAUAAAGAAGCAGAAACAGAGACAGUGAUGAGGGUUCUCCUGAAAAAAGUGUUGGGAGAGAAAACUGAAAGCGAGAAGUACAGAGUGGUGUUACGCCGGUGGAAAAAGUUAAAGUUGCCUAAAAAGAGUAUGUCUAAAUAA